CACUGAGGGUCACAUGCUCUGUGCAGGAACAGGAACCAUCAACAAGGGAUGGGUGAGCUACCACCAGCUAUAGUUUUAGACAAUGGCUCAGGCCUGCUCAAGGCUGGUGUUGCUGGAGAUAAGGAACCACGUGUCAUCUUUACCAACUUGAUAGGCCGUGCCAAGGCCAAGUCUGUAAUGCUUGGUGCUGGCCAGAAGGAUUUCUACAUUGGCGAUGAAGCACAAGCCAAGCGAGGGAUCCUCUCCCUCAGAUAUCCAGUAGAACAUGGCAUUGUCACUUCCUGGCCAGACAUGGAGAAAAUAUGGAAGCAUACUUAUGAGAAUGAACUGAGAUUAAACUCCAGCACAAGACCUGCACUGAUCACCGAGGCACCACUUAACCCAUUAUCCAAUCGUGAACAAAUGACAAGGUUGCUCUUUGAAAAAUUUGAAGUUCCAGCCCUCUACGUGGCCAUUCAGGCUGUGUUGGCCCUCUACGCUGCAGGUCUCACAACAGGUUGUGUGAUGGAUUCUGGGGAUGGGGUCACUCAUACUGUCCCAAUCUUUGAAGGCUACUGCUUGCCUCAUGCUGUUCUCCGACUUGACCUGGCAGGCCGGGAUCUUACAGAUUAUUUAAUGAGAAUCCUGAGAGAAAGCGGCAUUGCCUUAGUGAGCACAGCUGAAAGGGAAAUUGUGAGGAUCAUCAAGGAGGCCUUGUGUUAUGUGUGCUUAAACCCUGAAGAAGAAAUGGCUAAACAACCUACUGCAAUAGAGAAAACAUGGAAAUUGCCUGAUGGUCAGAUUAUUAAAAUCCACAAUCAAUUGUUCCGCUGCCCAGAGACCCUUUUUCGCCCAUCUAACAUUGGCAUGGAAGCACCAGGAAUUGAUAAACUCUUAUUCAAUACCAUCAUGAAAUGUGACAUUGACUUAAGGACCACUCUGUAUGCCAAUAUCCUCCUUUCUGGUGGCUCCAGUCUUUUCCCUGGGAUUUCAGAUCGCUUGACUAAGGAGCUGAUUCGCAUGGCUCCCAAAGACACUGAAGUCCUGGUCCAAGCACCUCCUGACAGGAAGAUCUCAGUGUGGAUGGGAGGAUCCAUUCUUGCUUCUCUCUCAGCCUUUCAAGAGAUGUGGAUUUCCAAGGAAGAAUAUGCUGAAAUUGGGCCUAACAUAGUACACAGGAAGUGCUUCUAGAUUCCUGUUGCAUUGAAACAUUUUUAUUUAAAAAGCUGUGGGAAGAACAUCAUGAAACACUUGGUGAGAUUUAUUGCCUCACCUUUUUGAAAGACAAAUAAAGGUAACAAUUCCA
Messenger RNA from Crotalus tigris (Tiger rattlesnake), 1285 nucleotides. It is a transcript of the gene ACTRT3, whose product is annotated as actin related protein T3. The record is from RefSeq and is a predicted model, not a curated record. The transcript has 2 exons. Bases 49 to 1170 code for a protein of 373 amino acids. NCBI's taxonomy places the organism in Eukaryota, Metazoa, Chordata, Lepidosauria, Squamata, Viperidae.